AUCCAACGGCUCUUAACAGGGUUUUGUUCAUAUAACUUAUAAUAACAAUGGCGACGGGGACGAAGAAGAAGACGACGAUAGGGAAAAUGAAUACCACCGUGUUUUCGACUAUCGGUUCAGUGAUUUACCAGAGGUUUACCCCUACUUGGGCAAAGUGCUUUACAUCGUCUGAACCCUGGAUCUGGUUGUCUCAGAUUGGUGCUUCAAAACUUGUCAGUUCAACUUCUUGACUUUCUUAUGAGGCCUAAGGAAAGUUUUUGCAAGAAAGUAGUUUUAGAACGUAGAAAAUCCUAAUGCAAAAUCCCAGCCUUUUACAGCACCUUAGUUGCACGAAGUGGGAACGGGAAUGGGAGCGAGGGUAUGUAGAAGAUCCAAAGUUAGGGACACCAAAAGGAGCAUGUCUAUAGGCUUCUGUCUUCGCGUUGCGAGUAUUUGUCAAGUCAUGCCGUCACCUAACGGUUCAGAGCAUGUUCUAAGUUCAUGUGGUGAAGAAAAUUAUGCUAAAGAACAUCUGGAACGAGGACAUUGCAUCGACGAAGCUAAUGUGCAUGAUGACAAUUCUCUUGACAGGAGGAAUGGGAGAAUGAGGUUUUCAGAGUUUCAUGGGUUCCUACGGCUGUUGCCCUUACCAGUGUUCAGCUUCCCUCAAAGAUGCAGCCUAAGGAGCCGGGAUCGCGUCUUUGUAUUACCAAGGAAAUCAAACAAAGCUUGCUAUGGCAGUGGGAGUCGAAGGGAGGUAGCAGCACUGACAAUCAAAUGUCAAGAAGAAAGGACCUCUAGGGUUGCUCCCAAUGGUCGCAGCAAGCGGAGGAGAGUUUCAACAAAUCAGACUGUUAUCAAUAGUGAUGUUUACAUGAACCUGGAGGUUUCUAGCGGUUCUAUGGCUUCUUUCACGGUGUGCUGAGUAUUUGUUUUCAAAUUCGAAUACAGUUUCAGAGUAUGUUCUAAGUUCAUGCUGUAAGGAAUCAUUGCUGUAAAGACUGGCAUUGGUGGAGCUAUUGUGAAGUGAUGGUUUCCAGCUUACCUCAAGCAUAGUGUGCCCAGUUUUUAUCUCAAACACUUGCGAGGAGAACAUUCCAAUCGAGGAAGUUUUCAAGCAGCUAAAAUGUACGAGGGAAGGUAUGUCAUCAGAGAAAAGAGAGAAGCGACUACAAAUCUUUGGCUUUAACAAGCUUGAGGAGAAAAAGGCACAACUUUUUAACUCCUUUGCGUCUUAGACUUCUUUAUUUCUUAUUGAAAUUUUGAGCACUAUACCUUUUUGAUGCUGAACUGUUUGAUGAAAUUCCUAACAGGAGAGUAAGCUUCUCAAGUUCUUGGGUUUUAUGUGGAAUCCUCUGUCAUGGGUCAUGGAGUGUGCUGCCAUUAUGGCUAUUGCUUUGGCAAAUGGAAGGAUACUACACAAUUUCUCUCUCUCUCUCUCUCUCUCUCUCUCUCUCUCUCUCUCUCUCUCUCUCUCUCUCUCUCUCUCUCUCUCUCUCUCUCUCUAAAUGAAGAAUUGAAUUGUAUGGGGCAGGCCUCCGGAUUGGCAAGGCUUGGCAUGGGCACCAACAUGUACCCAUCAUCCUCCCUUCUUGGCAUGGGCACCAACAUUUCAUGUUUAGGAAUACAGAGGAAGGAAUCAUGUUGCUAUGUGGAAAUAGAAAAUGUAACAAUUGUUGUGAAUAGAAAAGUUCAUAUUAGUGCUCUUUUACUACUUUACAGUUUUGCUUGGAUCUCAUUAUUAUCUUCUUCUUUUUCUUAGCUAAAGUUGUUAUUCCUUGCUAUGUUGGAGUUCUUCAAUUAGCUGAUUAGGGUUAACACCA
This is a messenger RNA of Rhododendron vialii, 1802 nucleotides long. RefSeq lists its product as uncharacterized. The record is from RefSeq and is a predicted model, not a curated record. The transcript has 8 exons. Lineage: Eukaryota; Viridiplantae; Streptophyta; Magnoliopsida; Ericales; Ericaceae. Bases 347 to 904 code for a protein of 185 amino acids.